This is a messenger RNA of Leptinotarsa decemlineata (Colorado potato beetle), 764 nucleotides long. RefSeq names its product Prenyl-binding protein (gene PrBP). Gene Ontology annotation, biological process: sensory perception of light stimulus. Lineage: Eukaryota; Metazoa; Arthropoda; Insecta; Coleoptera; Chrysomelidae. The record is from RefSeq and is a predicted model, not a curated record. Gene Ontology annotation, cellular component: cytoplasm.
CCACAGCUUACUAGAAACUUUGUAUAUCUAUAUAAUAUACAAACAAAGGUAGAAAGUAGAAAGUUUUAUACUGUGAAAUAGUUAUGAUGACGAUGUACAUGUAUCUAUUAUGAAGCAACGAUGUCAGAUGAAAGCAAAAAUCUUGAAGAUAUUUUGAAAGGUUUUCAAAUAAAUUGGAUUUGCCUUAGAGACGCUGAUGGUGGCAAAAUUUUUUGGCAAGGCUCCGAAGAUCUAAGUUAUCCGGACGUUGAACAUGAAGCUCGAGUACCUAAAAACAUCCUUAAAUGUCGUGCAGUAUCUCGAGAGUUUAAUUUUAGUUCCAAAGAGAAGAUCGACAAAUUCAGGUUGGAACAAAAAGUUUUAUUCAAAGGAAGAUGUCUUGAAGAAUGGUAUUUCGAAUUUGGUUUUGUUAUGCCAGAAUCGACAAAUACAUGGCAAUCUAUUAUGGAAGCAGCGCCGGAAUCACAAAUGAUGCCCGCCUCUGUCUUAAAUGGCAACGUUGUGAUAGAAACAAAAUUUUUUGAUGAUGAUCUGCUCAUCAGUACAUCGAAAGUUCGCCUAUUCUAUAUAUGAUGAGGACUCAAAUAUUUUCAUCCCUGGGACUUUUCUACAUUAAGAAUUAUUCAAGGAAUAUAGACAAAAUGAUCAAUAUGCAUUCCUUUCCAAAGUUUAAUGUAAUAAUUUACUGACUAUGCAGAGGGCAUAUUUUAUAAACUAUGCUAUGUGUAUUACUAAACUGAGUAAAUAUAUUUGUUUACUGUUAA